Molecule: messenger RNA, 171 nt
Organism: Cetraspora pellucida
Lineage: Eukaryota; Fungi; Glomeromycota; Glomeromycetes; Diversisporales; Gigasporaceae
Source: the annotation of a GenBank genome assembly
AUGAUUACGGAGUCAGCUCAAGACCAGCUCAUUCCACAGGUUGGACAAAAAUCUUUUUUACAAGCAUGUUUUCAAAAAUCUUUGUGUGAAAAUCUCAGGCUCGUUUCACAACAGAAAUAUUUAAGAGUAAUUGAAACAUGUAAUAUUACAUUGGAAACAUGUUUGGCUGAG